Messenger RNA from Myiozetetes cayanensis, 2199 nucleotides. It is a transcript of the gene CAMK2N1, whose product is annotated as calcium/calmodulin dependent protein kinase II inhibitor 1. Gene Ontology annotation, biological process: negative regulation of protein kinase activity. Gene Ontology annotation, molecular function: protein kinase binding; calcium-dependent protein kinase inhibitor activity. The record is from RefSeq and is a predicted model, not a curated record. The transcript has 2 exons. Bases 16 to 669 code for a protein of 217 amino acids. Lineage: Eukaryota; Metazoa; Chordata; Aves; Passeriformes; Tyrannidae.
GGGACACCCCGGGGGAUGCUCCGGGGCAGCUCCGGUCUCCUUGAGAGAGGGGAGUGCCUUUUAGGCAGCUCUGAGGUCUCCCGGGAUGCUGCGGGACACCCCGGGGAGGCUGCGGGGCAGGCGGCGGGGCAGCCCCGGGGAUCCCCCCGGGGGGGAAGCUGCGGGCUCCAUCCCACCGGGGCGGUGCCGCCGCCGCUGCCGGGGGGGCCGAGCCGGUCCCGCCCCCGCCCCGCCCGGUCCCGCCUCCCGCUCCUCUAUCGCCGCCGCCGCCGGAGCCGCCGCCGCAGCCGCGGAGCCGCGAAGCAGCGCCGGCCGGGCCGGGAUGUGACGGGGCGGCCGCCCCGCGCCCGCUGCGCCGCUGCCCCGGGCCCGCGGGCCCCGCGCCCCGGGAGGCUGUCGGGGGGCGGCGGCGGCGGCGGGUCCCCCCCCGCCGCCCCCAUGUCGGAGGGGCCGCCCUACGGCGAGGGGCAGCUGGCGGGGGACGCGGCCGUGGGGCAGCUGCCCUUCCCCGUUCGCCUCCGCGGCGGCGACGGGCUCCUGGCCGGCGGGCAGGGCAAGCGGCCGCCCAAGCUGGGGCAGAUCGGCCGCAGCAAGAGAGUGGUGAUUGAAGACGAUAGAAUUGACGAUGUGCUGCAAAACCUCUCCGAAAAGGCCCCUCCCGGUGUUUAAAGCCUCCCUGGGGAUGCUGGGCUGAAGCCCGGGUCGGCGGGGGGAUCGGGGGGGCCGGUUUACAAUGGCAAAAAAUACACCACCCCCACCCCCCCCAGCACCGCAGCGACCACCCGAGCGAGCACCGGGAGCGCCGUCCUCGCCCUCCUGCAGUCCCACAGCACCACCACGGCACGUCCUGCCCUCCGGAGGCGCCUGGAGGGGAGGGCAGCGAGCGAGGCAGACCCCAGAAAUGAAUGAAAAAAUAAUAAAUUAAGGGAAAAAAAAUAUAUGAAAUUACGAAAAUAACCACCGGCUCCAAACCCCCCCAACCCCGAGGGAUGAACGGAGGUGUCACACCGCGGUCUGAAUUACUCCAGAUUGCUUUUCUCGGGCUGAUGAACCUUGUGCCGUGUGAAAUUUUGGGGUGGGGUGGGGUAAGAGGAAAAGGGACAGCAAAAAAUGGGGGGAGGAGCAGCCCCCGGGGUCUCCCCCCCUGGCCAGGGCUGUUCCCAGCGGGCACUUUGUUUACAUUAUUUAAUCUUGCAAAAAUGAAUCCGUGCACUUGGAUGUACCACGCUAUCCCCUUCCGUAUGAUUUCUUUUUUUUCUUUUUUUGGGGGGUUGGUUUUUUUUUUUUUUUAUGUUGAUGUCUUUGGAUGUUGGGAAAUUAUAUAAAAUAGAUAUAUAUAUAUAUUUAAUUUUAGUCACGUUUUAAGGUUCUCGAGGGGGGAAAACCAAAACUUUUAUAAAGGAAAGGCCUGGAGGAGGAAUUGCUGGUUUAUUUUUUAAAGCUUGUACUUCUUGGUUGCUGUGAGCAAAGGGACAGAUUUUAUAUGUACAGGGGGGUGGGGGGAACGCUCGGCUUUUCUAACUACAUGCAGUCUGUAGUGUGGGUGAUCUUGGUUUCUUUUUUUUUUCUUAUGUUGUGGCAGUUUCCUCUCUUUAAUAGACUGUAUUAAAAAUAUAUAUAUAUAUAAAAUUAUUUAAUGUAAUCACAAGAGUGCCAAACACUUGGAGAUGCUGGAGGGCAGCGGUUCCCUCCCCGAGACGAGCAGUACUCGGGGCUUUCUGCUCUUUCUAGGGCUUGGUCGAUCUCUCGUGGGGUUUUCUCUGACUUCUCUUUUCUAAUCUUUCUUUUUAACUAUUUUGCAUGAUGUGCAUAAAAAAAAAAAAAAAAAAAAAAAGGGAAAAAAAAAAAAGCGCCUCUGGCGCCUGGGCUUGGUUCUUGUUUCUGUUUGCGAUUGACUGACAGACCUCAAGGCAGGUUUUUCUUUCCUCCUUUUCUUAAAUAUUGUGUAUGUUGCACUUUUAUCCACUACACAGGGCUAUUUCUGCAAUGUCCAAAUAAAAAGGAAAAUGAAACAAAAUGGGAAAAAAAAAAAUAAUAAUUUAUAAGUGCGGAUCUGCCGUGUUGUCCCGCGUGCUGCCAGGGCCCAGUGAGUGUCCCUCCCUGUCCUCCCAAAUAACCCCAAAAUAACUAAGGAAAACCUUGCCACUCUCCAGCAUAGACCCCUGUUCAGGCUGAAUAAUUAAAUUUAACUAAUAUUUA